Molecule: messenger RNA, 4977 nt
Organism: Uranotaenia lowii
Lineage: Eukaryota; Metazoa; Arthropoda; Insecta; Diptera; Culicidae
Product: protein germ cell-less
Exons: 5
Coding region: 1499-3052 (517 amino acids)
Biological process (GO): germ cell development
Molecular function (GO): protein binding
Source: RefSeq, a predicted model, not a curated record
CGCUCACUUGCCUGCAGACUUGCUGCAUGCAUUUUGUUUUGACGCGAAUUUCGAUCGAACCAAGAAUCGGUGGAAGUCGGUAAGAUUUUGUCCUCUCUGCAAGAAUCAUUUUCUUUUCUUGGGCUGCGCUGCAGCAGCCAGUGUAACAAAAGGUCGUAGGACAUUAGCCUGGCUCCAAGGACAUCCUUAUAUUUUUGAUACUGUUAUUCUAUGCGUUGCGGUGAUCGGUGAAAAUACUUUAGAUUUAAUAGUGAAUUAUCGUAUAAAAAAAAGUGAGUCAGGGGAACUUAUCUGCUGGCUGUGAUUUAAUCGAAAUCAUCUGAUCAGAGAGAACGGCGUCAGCUGCAAGGUUUCCUCGUCUUGUAUCUUAUGGUGUUUGCUCCAGCCAGGGGAGUGAUUGGCCUUAGCCGGAGAGAACAGCACACAAGUCGCGAGAAGCAUAGCAAGAAAGUCACCCAUCGUAGAGUCUGGUCUGGUGCUCUGCUGUAUUCGAAUAUUGCUUAACAGUAGUACUCAGUUUGACCUGGUGAACGAAAACCACGAAAACACGCCGUGUCUCACAACAAGACCAGCACGGCUCGGGUAAAGAAUCAAAUCUUUGGCUGUCGCUAACGGGUUGGAGCUGCAGAAGGUUUUUCGAUCAAGAUUCGGGUGGUGCUGCUUCGAUUUGCUGGCAACUAUUGUGCAAUCGAUGGUUUUAGUGGAAGAACAAAUGAAGUGUUGAGGGUUUUUGGGAAAAGUUUACGAUCGAUUAAUUUCAAGUGUUGAAGCAUGAUAUCGAAAAAGUAGAAGUGUUAAGUUAUUUGAAAGAGUUAUAAAAACAGCUCUCAUCGGGAAUGGAAAACAAAGGCUUACAGCUGGUCCUAUCGCAGACAUAAUAUUCUAACAAUCUUCCACCACACCAUCAGCUGAAAGUUUGCAUCUGCGUAGUCCAAACGUGAAUGAGUAUCCAUUCACAGAACCCCGGAGCGUGUAUAUUGUGUGGGUGCAUCAUAAUUCCGUGGACAGCAGCAAGCUGUUGGUCCCCUAAGUAAUACGUGAGUCGACUUUUUUUUUUGUCGUAAUAUAAACGUGCACGACCUUCGGAUGUUGUGGGUGGCCCCUUGCUGGACGUAGUUUCCCUAGUAAUGAAAGUAGUUGCACUGCGUCGAGUGCAUCUCUAAACACAGGGGGAACGUCGUGAGUGACAUACAUAAAAUAAAAAGGUGCAUGGCUGCCAUUAUUGUGAGAAGCAAGAUCGCACGUUAGUGUGAAUUUAGAUAAGUGGAAGAGUUCGUUUGUCGAGCAACCCAGCCCAGUGUGUAACAAAGCUUCGGUUUGCAUGUGGCUGCUGCAACUGUAUGCAGUUUGCAUCAUUCUGUGAAUCAUUCUCAGCUUAGUUUGCGGCGUUCGGUUUUGAAGCGUCACGAGAGGAUUAACUUAACCGAGAUUUUACGUAUUAAAUUUGCAACUGCGGAGGAAGCAGGUCGACCGACGUUCCUGAUAACCGAACAGAAAGAUGGGUAACGUGGUGAAUAAGGUUGUUUCCAGUCCGAUGCAAGCGAUUCGCAGCAGGAAACGGAAACGGCGAGAUUCGGAAUCCGACGGUAGUGAGGAGAUUAAUGAUUUGCUGGACAAAUCGUUAGCUACUCCCAAAAGAAAGAAGCUGAUAUCGACGGCCAAGUACAUCUACCAGGCGCUGUUCAAGGAGGAACGCAACUCGGACAUCACGGUUCAUGCACUUGGAAAAGUGUGGCAUCUGCACAAAGUAUAUUUGAGCCAGAGUCCAUAUUUUGCUAGCAUGUUCAAUGGGUCCUGGCGGGAGGCGGACGAAGACUAUGUGCACAUCGAAAUCAUCGAUCCGAAGAUAACGAUCGAAUCGCUGUACUCGGUCUUCGGUUCGCUAUACAUGGACGAAGUGGUGCUUGAACCCCGGGAGAUUGUAUCAAUUCUGGCCACCGCAACGCUCUUCCAGCUGGACAGUUUGAUCGAUCGGUGUGCGGAGGUGAUGAUCGAGACCACUAAUGCCGAGACCGCGGUCCGGUACUACGAGGCGGCUUGCGAAUACGGGGUCAAAGUCGUGAAACAAUCCACCUUCAGCUGGUUGCUGGUGAAUCUGCUAAGCUUGUACCACAAAACCGGCAAAUGGCUCCGGCUGAUUAGCAUCGAACUGAUGGAAGCCCUGGUCGCCAGUCCGGAUUUGUACGUAAUGCAAACGGAGCUUUCGCUGUACACUUUGUUGCGGUUCUGGAUGUACUUGAGGUUACAUGGUAAAGAGAUGGCGGGAGAUGAGGACAGAGUUGUGGGCGAUGAACAAGUGCAAUUUUUUGUCAAUCGAAGCGGUACCACCCCGUUUCUGGCAACGAGUAAAGGAAAACCAUUCGAAAAGUGCUUCCGGGCGUUAAGAUUGCACAAUCUGUUGAACCAUCACGUGGAUAUUCGGGUUCUAAAACAGGAUAAAAUCAUUCCAUUCGAGUGGUUGAACGAACCACUUUUCCGGCAAUGGAACAGCAUGUUACUAAUAGAUCAAUCGCUAGAUAAAGGUCCCAAGGAUGUUGAUGAUAAGGUUUUUUUGGAAACGUGCGUUCGAUGUGGAAGAAGUUUACCGGAAAAUCAAUAUCUCAAAUGGCGUUGGACGGGAUUCAAUUUCGGUUUGGAUCUGAUCCUCAUAUCGGACACCAAAACGCUGAGGAUAAAACGGCAUCACCGAACGGAAAACGAAAGGCUGCUAAGCUUACAGGUCAAAAGGCAGUUUCUAAUACGAGUAUCUUUGACAUCGUUGAACGAUCUUCGACAGAUAAAGCACCAACAAACCACUCCCAUUCAGGCAAUUUCGUUAGACAAGAAUGAAGAAGCCAUGCUAGCCGUUUUCGAUAAAGAACUAACCUACCCGAUUCUGAUAUCGGUCAACAUGCUGGUGGUGUCCCCACCGCAAACGGGUGCCACGAACCCAGCCACAGCAUCCACAAAUCCGUCCUCCACUGCAGCUGGUCCAUCAACGAGCAAUAGGCAGCAACAGCGAGACGCCCCAACCGAUGAGGAAUCCUUAGAUGCAACGGUAUUUGGAUCCUGAUUGCAACCGAUAAGGAGUGCUCACCUUCCGUGGAUAAACCACUCGAGUAGCCAACAUCAACGGCCCGGUAGCUGUUAAAAAUCUCACUCGUUGAUUUGAUGUUAGUUAUCUCACCAACCGCCUGUUAUGUCACGCGAAAUAUUGGGCACAGGACAAAUCAGCCGAUAGAUGCCUUUAUCGUACGUUGACCGCGGAAUACAUCGGUCUGCAUCUGUAGCACAAUCACACACAUAAAACGGCGCAGAAAGUUAGCAUUUUUUUUAUUGUUCGCUCAACUGUCGUUGUCACGCAAUUGAAACCGAAUCGCUGAUUAUCAGGUGCCAUUAGAUUAUUCCAAUUUGCAAUCAUUUUGUGGAAGGAUUAUUUCCCUUCUGAUUAGGAGAUACUUUAUUAUUUGAAUUUUUGGACAGUUUUUCCCACAAUUCAAUCAGAUUGAAGUGGUUGGUUUUUAGAUAGGGGUUUACAAUAAGUAUAAUUGUAUCUUUAGUAAUUCAUGAAGUCAGUUUUUUUUUUGUGGAAUUUAUUUUACAUGAAAUUUAUUUGCGAGCUUGGGCAUAUUUGGCACUACGAGUUUUUUUAAGGUAUGUGUAACGUUAUUUGAAUUUAUCGGUAGUUCGUUGUUCCACCAGAGCAAUGGGUUAUGGUAAUACAAAUUUCAAUAGUUUGAUCUAUCAGGUUUUCAACUUGAUGGAAUAUUGAUUUUGAGUAAUAAAACAUUCUAUAUGCAAUAAUUUGGCAUUGUCAGUUAGAAUAAAAAUUUAAGAAUAUACUUUUUUAAUUAGAAAAUUCUAAAAAAAUUCUUUUAAACAUUUCUUUAUUAGGAAAAUUGACCCGAGUGUUAAAAUCAAGGAUAAUUCGAUGGUUCCUACUCUUUCAACUAAAUAAAAUUAUUGAUUUAAUGAUGAUUUAACAAACUCAACCACUUCUUUGACCAUUUGAAAAUAUUUACGUAGCAUUAACGAUAGAAGAAAACAACCAUUGAAGGUUAAUAAUAGUUGAAUGAAAUUGCUGAAAUAAGUAGGUAUCAAUAUAAUGCAAGCUAAAUGAAACAUUAUUUCUGUCGCAGGAAUGUUAUCGGUAUACAUUGGCCAAUUUUAUAAAUCUGUCUGUACACUCUUGACGUCUUAUUAAAUAGUGUUUAAUAAUAAAUUAAAAUCAACUUUUUUUUAAUCAAAAUUUCCUCUUUAAAACAAUUGACUUCUUUAGAAAAAACUUUUCUAUAAAGUUUAGAAAAUUCCAAUUUAUUUCAAAGUUUUUUGUGUCGAAUGAUGAAUUUUCUUCAAUAACUUUUUAAAACUGAGUUCGUUUUAUUUAGGAUACCAACUAAUUUAGACUUAUAUUCGAUAGUGCUUUGUCUUUGUAAAACAUAUCGUUUUGUUAGGUUUUAUUCCAAGCCAUGAUUCGAAUUUUUAGGGAGAAAAUUAUUUAAAGUAAGUCAUAAGCAGCUCCAAGUGUUAUAAUUCCAUGCCACCAACCAAUUCAAAUGUGCUUACCAUUUAAAAUCUAAGUCAAUUUAAAGAGUAAUAAUAUACCUUACGUUAUAAGUUACGUCAAAAAUCAAAAUAAACUACUAGACUAACACGUUAAGUGCUUAGGUCGUGUAAGUGAUAUUUGUGAAUGUUCUUAAUAGCAUAAGGAUAAUUUAACUAGCUAAAGGAUAAGAUUCUCAUAUUUACCAACUUAACUUAUUGGCGAUUAAGCUUAAUCGCUUGACCAUCUAGACCUAGGAUCAUUCAUAAGAAAACAAGUUGUAACCACAAUACUUAAAACCCACAUUUUCGAUACAACUUAGUUUACAUUGGUUAUUUUGUGUACGUUUACGAGCUAAUAAGCAUUAAGGGACAAAGCUGACUUGUGUCUAUCCAGUGUUUAACUUUCCAUCGUUCCAACGCUUACAAAAAUAAAAAAUAAGUCUAUUCCUGAAA